This is a messenger RNA of Huiozyma naganishii CBS 8797, 5670 nucleotides long. It is a transcript of the gene ESC1, whose product is annotated as Esc1p. NCBI's taxonomy places the organism in Eukaryota, Fungi, Ascomycota, Saccharomycetes, Saccharomycetales, Saccharomycetaceae. The transcript has a single exon. The record is from RefSeq and is a predicted model, not a curated record. The coding region runs from base 1 to 5670 and encodes 1889 amino acids.
AUGACUGGUGAGGAUCGGCAAAAACGGCUUACUACCCCUAGCAGGAACCUCACUCCCUUUGCGUCGCUGUUGAAGGGUAAGAGGAGGAGAGGUAAUUCGCGAGAUAUAAAUGGGAGCUUACAACGGGAAGUUGCUGUACCGUCUCCAUUCCGAAGUGGGUUUAGAGUCUCAAAACCUGAGUUAAACAGGCUACAAAAUAAAGGAAGCUCUGAGCAUGAUGCUUCAAAGACGAGCGAGUGGUUGCAGUCAUUGAUCAAACGUGGGAAGUCGAUUCUUUCUGAUAUAAAGAAAGAGGAGGAUCAGUUGGCAUCACAGUUGGAGGAUGAUUUGAGAGAUUCGCAGUUGGAAGACUCAUUUGUGGAAGCGGUCCUAAACAAGCCAUUACUACCCGCAAGAAAGGUAUCUUUUCAGGGUAAAGAUACAUCUUUCAAAGAUUCCAAUAUUCUUGAAAGGACGAGUGAUUCUGAUAGAGUAUCGUUUGAUGAUAUUGCUGAUAAUGUCGAUAGACUCGAAGAACCCAACCAGUAUAGACUUUCCGAAAUUGCCGUUGAUAAUAUUUCGAGGGAGUUACCAUUAGAGCAUGAGGACUCAGAAGGAUCACUGAUCAUACUUUCCGAUGAAGAGUCUGAGAAGGAUGGAAACUCCUCACAAGGCUCUGAAAGUGAAGAAAACCCUUCAAUGUCGCAUUCUCAAGAAGAUGAAGAUGACAUUUUAAGCGGAGAGGACAGUUCAUCAAGUGCCGACCCAUUGGGCAAUGGAGAGUAUUAUUAUUCACAACCCAAAACUACUCAACAAGUUUUGAGUCAUCAAUUAAAGUAUAACUCAGUGCCAGAAAGGCAUGUAACUUUUGACUCCCUAUUGCAGCAAUCGGAGUACGACGUUAAUCAUAAUGAAGAUAACAACCAUCCAGAUAAUUCAAGUGAGGAAUCUGAAUCCGAGUAUUCUUCUGAAGAAAGAGCUGUCGAAGAAGCCAAUGAACAAGAAAAUGAAGAAUCAUAUGAGGAAAAUGAAAACAACUCUUUGAAUUAUGGCGCUGGUGAAACAAUUGAUUUCGCCAAGUUGAUGAAACCGCGCUAUCCUGAUAUAUCCCGUAUGAUGCAAUCCGUUCACCCAGAAAAUCAAAACGAUGGUGCAACUCAGAAUCUAGAUACGUCACCUGAAGAGCACACAUACACUGCUUCUGAAUGGGGAAAUGCUGUACAUCCGGUAGAAAAUGAGACCGAAAACAAAACUAAUGACGGGUUUGACAUCUCAUCUGAGACCGGUUCUCUUGAAGCUUACGAAAUCACCAGUGAUAUCGAGGACACUGGUCCAAAAAUUGACAAUACAGAAAUCCAGCAAAUGCAUGAGAAAGUUACAAACUCUGUUUCUGACGACCAUGGAGACACUGUACCUAUCCCUUUGAACGACUCAGAUAACGAAACACGACAGUAUGUCGAAGAACAAAGUCAUGAAGAAGAAGCAAAUAGCGUUGAGCAUUCCGGCGAAUCACCUGAUAUUGAUUUUGCUGCGAUUGCAAGUCAAGCACUUUUGACUUCCAGUGAGCAACUAAUACACGAUAAAGGUUACAGUAUAUCGGUCUCGCCCGAGGAUGGAUUGACGGAUACGUCGAUACCCUUAACUACCGAAAAGGGUAUACCUCCUCCAGAAAUAUCCCCUAAUUCGCAAAAAAUUUCUUCAGCAAAGACAACUUCUGCUUCGACAGCUGACGUUCAUGAAUUUUCAGAAGAAGCGGACGCCGAUGACACAAUGGCAUCGCUUAAUGAUACCACGCUUUUUUAUUCGUUUAAUGAAGAAUCAGAGAACGCGGUCAUAGAGAAAAGUGAUGUUGAGCAAUCUAGACCUAGUUCACGUUACGAAAUUCAUGUUGGAACUUCCCCUUACAGUGACUCUUCAUGUGAAAAUAACUCCCACAUUUUCAACCAAACUCAUAAAUAUGUUUCGCCAUUUGAUGAAGACCCAUUUGAGGUUCUUAAUGAUGCAACAAAUUUAAAGGCAUAUUUAGAUGAACCCAUAAACGCUUAUGAGUCUCACAAAGGUUCAGUUGAAGAAAAUGUCAGUUAUGGCGAAACCGAUGACAAAAAGGAAUCAGGCAUACCUCUCUCUGCUUCGACUCAUUCCGAUGCAAAUACGGCUGAUCAACAAGUUGGUUCAUUUACUAAAGAUAGUGGAUCUGUUGAGGAUUUGUACCUCGAGACAGAAGAAGAACGUGCACAGCUCCCACCAACAUCUACGUCUAGUCAUGAGGAUAUACCUAUUACAAAUUCUGAUUUGAAUGAAACAGGAAGACAAACAGAUUUGACUCAAAGUGAACUUGAAGAUGAUGCUUCGCUUUACGUAAGCGCUAUUCAGCCCGAGUCUGAAUCCGGUGUUGAAACCACGUUACAUUUUGUUAAAGAAGAUUUGGACUCUGAUUUUGAUGAAUAUCUUGAUAAAGGUAAUACUAUCGGAAAUAUGUCCAAUGAACUUGAAACUCAAGGAACUACCAACGAGGAUUCAAAACCAAACACUACCACUGUCACACAACCAGAAGAUGAUCAACUUUACUCACAACCAGCACGCAAAUUGGUAAAUAUUGAGCACUCUCUUCUGCCUGAUGCACCUGCACGACAAUUUUUGAGCGAGGAAAAUGCUAGUGACCCUUCAUUUGAACCGAAUGUAUCAUCACAUUUGAUAAAUUUGGAACCUGACACAUCAGAAGGAAAUAAUUGCUCAUCACCUCUCAACAUUGUACAUCACUUGGCUGCUGAACAGAUGGAAAGUGCUGUGAACCCAGAAUACCCUGCAGAAGAAUCUCGUGUGGCGUACACUAUAAAUGAAGGUGAGAUGAAAGAAACCGAUUCACUCAAACGAAAGGAACGAAUUGAUGGAAGCGGUGAUGAAGAAAAUAUAGUUCUUGAAAAUGUAUCAUAUGAAGCCCAAAAUUCAGAACCUAUUUCCAAAAUUCAACGUAGCCCACAGUCUGACAACGAGAAGGAUGAAGCACGGACUGAACUGGAUGUGCCUUCUGGAAACGUAUUAUAUGACCAAAAUAAUAUAGUUGCCAAAAGAACCACUAUAUCUGGAGAUCGUGAUGAUAUUGCCAGUGCCGUUUUAACUGUAAACAAUUUUGAUAGAAGCUCGUCGCUUGAACACGACCAAUCUAGUCAAGAGAACAUACUCGAUAGAAUGAAUGAUUACGAAAAAGAGGUGGAUUGUGAUUAUAAGGACGAUCCGCUGAACGACGAGUCGCCCGAAAGUUCCGACGAUGCCGUGUUAAAUGCUACAGAUCAAGAGGGAAAUGAUCGCGCUAGCGAAUAUCAUCCAAUCUCAGGUUUUUUUGAUAAUUUAGUAUCGGUUGAGAAGGCAAUUGACGAAGAAUAUGUCCAGGCUCCAUUACACGAUGAAAAUAAUGAUGAUUCGAAACAUGAAGUUCCAGGGAGAGAACUGCCCUCAUAUGACGGUGAUGCAUCGAAUAGUAAGACACCUGAAAUAUUGAGUUUCGAAGCUGGGUCAAGCUCGGAAGCGAAAUCCGGCUAUUCGCUUGAUCAGAUUAAUAAAUUCGAAGAUAAUGAGGCGUUUCAGGUUGAAGCAAGUCCCGGCCCAGAUACCUCGUUGCCCAAAACAUCCAAUGAAAAAAACGCUAAUCUGGAUAAAGUGUUAACGAACAGUUUUGUAAAACCGGUAUCGGUUGGAUAUGAACAACCGCUAGAUAUCAGUAAGGGAAGCACAUUAGAGAAAGAUGGAGAAGUUGGAAAGGAUUUGCAGCCUGAUGAAUCUGCUAACUCAAAUGCAAAGAGUGUAGCAGGGAAAGGGUUGCUAUUUUCUGCAGUUGGGGCUGUCGUGUCCAUUGCAAGGAACAUACAUGGUAUUAUCAAUGUUGCUGAGGAGUUUGUUGACAGGAGAGAUAUUUCAGAUAGCGAAAGCCAGUCUUCUGAUGGCAUACUACGCUAUAACGAAGAUGGGAUGAAUAUGAAUGAAACCAUAAUAUCUGAUAAUAAAGAAAGCAGAGAGGCAGAACUGGUCGUUUCAUCUAGUAAUGAGAACUCAGAUAGUAAGUUGGACAAGGAAGUUCCUCAGCAGGAUACAGAAAUAAAGAUUCCGGAAAACAACGGUGUUAUAAAUUUAUCUGAUCACCCAGAAGAAGAUUGCCAGAAUGGCCAAGAUAACAUUGUUAUACAAGAGAACGCAACAGAAGGACCACUAACUGUAUCACAGGAAGAGCCUAACAUUGAGAGUGGGGAUAAUUGUCAGCAAGAUCUUGAACUACCUACAGAUGCUCAACAAAUGUCAGAGGUCAAUGUCGAUAAAAUAGAUGGGAAAACUUUAGUUGCUUCUGGAUCGAAUGAAGUAAGAUCGAUUAUGCUUAAUGAGGAACUCGAAGUGAACCCAGUUACAAUACCAUCUGACCAGCCAAAGCGCCCUGAUAGAAAUAUUCUGUUGGGCGAUUUGUGUAAUAUCAAAAAUCUAGCGCAUAACAUUGAGAAUGAACAAUUUCAGAUCCGUCAGGAUAAAUAUAGAGAUGAUUUACUGUUUAGUCAAAAAACAGAUACCGCAUUUAUCCACCCAAUCCAAGAAGAUAGCGAAUUGAGUUUGGAUCUUGGUACCAAAGUAAUUAGCGACACGACGUACUCUGGAUUAGAAAGCAGUGAAUUCAGUACUUCAACGAAAACUUUCAAUCGUAAAGAGGUUGUAGACAAAAGCGACAGAAAUACAUCAGACUUAGACCACCAUCAAAUUUUUGGUGUUUCAUCUUCUACACCUCCUCCAUAUAUGGAAGUGGACACCAGCACAAAAGAGUUAGAUACUUUGAAGACUGAAGGAGGAGCAGAACCUGGUUCCGACAUUGAUGUUUUAGUUAGGGAACCUUCUGGGGAUAAUUCGGCUGAAAGCGUCUCAGUGCAAGUGGUUUCACAAACAGAAGAUGAUGCAUCUGUUUCGGUAGAGAAAGCUCGUCCCGUUCCUCCAUUAAACCUUGAGCCUGUCGAAGAACAACGAGAGGAGUCAGAAGCUUCUGCGCUUUCAAAUGAUGUAGUUGUGCCAGUUAUUGAUAAAUCUGAGGAAUCAGAAAGUGUUGAACCAGUUCAGGUCCCAGUUGAAAUAGUGGAGCCUGUUGUAGAACACUCGGAUGCUAAAGGAGGUGAAUCGAACCAUUUGGAUGAAUUGAACAAUGUAAUUUCCACCGAAGCGACCGAAGGGGUUUAUGAAGAAGGUGAUCUUGGAGCUCUCCAGCCGGAUACCGGUAAUGUGCCCUCUGAAGAUGUUAUACCUAGAGAAAGUGAUGAACCAUCUGAAAAACUGAAUGUAGAAGAUGAAGAUGUCGAAGGUAGCAAUGAGAUUCCAUCAGAUGGGCAAGAGGAUAAAUCCUUAAAUCCUGAAUCUCCUGUAAAAGAAGAAGUUGAAGGGGAGGAUGACAUUACGAGUAAAGGGCAUGCUCCUCCAGCAGAUGAUGAAGAAGCUCCCGUGGAAAAGAAGUCACCUUCUAAGAAGCCGAAGCGAGCACCCAAGAAGAAGAAUUUAAGAAAACUGAGAAAGAGGAAGCAGCGGAUCGAUGAGGACUCUACUCCAGCGCAACCACGCUCGAAAAGAGCUAAGGCAACGCCAAAGACUACCAAACAGAAACUUGUCGCCAAGAAUACACGCAGUGCCAAACUCGCAAAGAAAAGGAAACCGUCUCAGGAUAAAGACUGA